This is a messenger RNA of Drosophila novamexicana, 2997 nucleotides long. Its product is annotated as trehalase. The record is from RefSeq and is a predicted model, not a curated record. Gene Ontology annotation, biological process: trehalose catabolic process. Lineage: Eukaryota; Metazoa; Arthropoda; Insecta; Diptera; Drosophilidae. Gene Ontology annotation, molecular function: alpha,alpha-trehalase activity. The transcript has 7 exons. The coding region runs from base 351 to 2186 and encodes 611 amino acids.
GCAGGUUGUGUCUGUGUCGUUGGCGGAAAGUGCAGCUGAGCGCGCGACAAUUUGAUCGGAAUAUUACGUAGUUGUUCCUAGCUAUAAAUCCUGCAUACAAAUUAAAUCAAUUUAUUGGUAUAUUACUAGUGUGAACAGUUAAACUACAAUUGCCGACUCUGCCAGCGUUGCAAAUGAGUAUUUUUAUAUGAGUAUUUAACCCGUACUUAGUGUGUGUUUGUCUGUACUCGUGACGCGUACUCGUUAGUGAACAAGUGAGCGGCCAAGCGUUUAAUUAACCAAAAAUAAUAAGCAAAUUAAUUACCUAAAAAAUAUAUUUAUAAAAAAAAAACACACACACAAAACACAAAAUGACAAAGCUAAACGUUUUAUAUGCAACGAUCCUCUGCUGCCUCGCAGUCUCGUCGCAGGCGCGAGCGAGGACUCUGAUUGAAAAUAUCACAGAAAGCGCCAAUUCCAUUGUGAAAAACAUCGAUACCUACGAUUUUCCCUCCUGCCAAAUAUACUGUUAUGGACGCCUACUGCACACCGUACAGAUGGCGAAGCUAUUUCCGGACUCGAAAACUUUUGUGGACAUGAAGUUGAAGGCUUCUCCCGAGACAACCUUGGAGGAGUUCGAUGCUUUCAUGGCUUCAAAGAAUAAUACACCUACCAGGGACGAGAUUCGGGAAUUUGUUGAUGCUCAUUUUGGAGCGAAGGGCACCGAGUUGGAUGUGUGGUCACCAACAGAUUGGGUUGAGCGUCCUGGCUUUCUGGAUCUUGUCCACGAUCCAGAUCUUAGGCAAUGGGGCAUGGACUUAAAUAACAUAUGGAGGGAGCUGGGACGUAAAAUGAAAGACGAUGUGCAAAAGAAUCCGCAGUAUUACUCGAUUAUUCCCGUACCAAAUCCCGUCAUUGUGCCGGGCGGCCGCUUUAUUGAGUUCUACUAUUGGGACUCCUACUGGAUCAUCCGUGGUCUGCUGCAUAGCGAGAUGAAAAAUACCGCACGCGGCAUGAUCGAAAACUUUUUGAACAUGGUGCAGCGCAUCGGAUUCAUACCGAACGGCGGCCGUGUCUACUAUUGGGGUCGUUCUCAGCCGCCGCUGCUAACGGGAAUGGUUAAGUCAUAUGUGGACUUCACAAAGGACGAUCUGUUCGCCAUCAAUGCUUUGGAUGUGCUGGAGCACGAGUUCGAAUAUUUCAUCAACAACCACACCGUGCAGGCAAAGGGACAUAACCUAGUUGCAUACAGGGAUUCGUCAACCGGUCCACGCCCCGAAUCGUACAGCGAGGACGUGGAAACAUCGGAGAGCUUCGUCACUGAUGCGGAAAAGGAGGAUCACUAUAGCGAACUAAAGUCUGCUGCCGAGUCGGGCAUGGACUUCAGCUCCCGCUGGUACAUCAACGAAGAUGGAACAAAUGUUGGAAACCUUACGAACGCCAAGACGCGCUCCAUUGUCCCUGUCGAGCUAAAUGCAAUUCUUUAUUGGAACGCCAAAAUGAUUGCCGAGUUCCACUCCAAGGCCGGCAACGUCGAAAAGAUGACAGAGUACGAGACCAAGGCACAGAAAAUCAAGGAGGCGAUACAGGCAGUAUUGUGGAACGAGGAAGCCGGUUGCUGGCUGGACUACGAUCUGAUCAACGACAAGCCGCGCAACUAUUUCGUGCCCACCAAUUUAUCGCCGCUGUGGGUGAAGGCAUACAACAUUUCCGAUUCGGAGAAAAUAUCUACAUCUGUGCUGAAGUAUAUUGAAGAUAACAAACUGGACACAUUCCCAGGCGGCGUACCGAACACGCUCUAUCAGACCGGUGAGCAGUGGGACUUCCCGAAUGUAUGGGCGCCGAUGCAGUAUAUUCUUGUCGAGGGUCUUGACAAUCUGGGAACUCCAGAAGCCAAGGAGCUCUCGCAACGCUGGGGCCAGCGAUGGGUCAAGUCCAAUUUUGAGGCAUAUCGCGAGACCCUUGCCAUGUUUGAAAAGUACGACGCGGAGAAGUUUGGCGGACAUGGUGGCGGUGGGGAAUACGGCGUGCAGACGGGCUUUGGCUGGACCAACGGCGUGAUCAUCGAAUGGCUGGCGAAAUACGGACGCCAGAUCUCUCUGAGCGGCAACACGGGCGCUGCAGCUCCCAGCAGUCGGAUAAUCAGCCUUUUGGGCGUGACAGCUGUAGCGUUAGUGGGCGCCUUGGCCGGCCGAUUUAUCUGGUGAGAAAAUGACUGUGUGCCAACUGUAAUUGCCCUAAAUGAAAAUGUGAUUCCCCUUUACCUAUGUGUGUGCGUGAUUUUGUUUUGUUUUUUUUUUUUGUUUUUCCUCCUAGUUACAUAAAAAGCCUUUUCAAUUAUUGCUUUGUUGAAUGCGGAGAUUGCAGUAUUAGUUAUUAACAAUUUACAGUUGACUUAUUGUUAGAUAACUGAGUUAUACAUACAGAGUUUAACGGGCAUGCCCAUAUUGUUAUUAUUAAAAUAUAUGAAGUAAACAUGUACACGAAUUUAUGUGAGUGCAUGCAUACAAUUAGAAUAUCCUCGCCACCCCAUGAAUACACAAGUGUUAUGAAAUCACAAUUUGAUAUAUUUUUGAUGUUGUUACUUGUUAACAAAAAUUGCCAAAUUGUCUGCUUUGAUUAUUAAAUAAAAGACAUACUUGUUGCAUGAAACCCUGCCUUACGGAAUACUGAAAACAAAUAUGAUUAUAAUUUUUCAAUUUGCAGGCGGACUUGGUUCAAGUAACUCACAGUAAUGAGUAGCACGAACGUCAAGUGUACAUAGUUUUUUAUUUUUAUAUUUUUGCUUAGCUUGCGUUCUAAAUUCAAUAUUCGGAAGCUUAUCUACAAAGUAGCUAACACAUUAGGGAGUUAGAUUAGUUAAAUAGUCUGAAAAUAAAUCUUGACUUUCUUUUGUGAAUGGAUAUGACUCGGUUUAAUUCGACAAGGACACUACAAUUGAAACACAAACUCCCCAAAAACAAAUAAACAAAAGGAGGAAUUGCAGUACACAGUACAUAAACAUACAUACAAAAAACA